AUGAAAGCAUUUAUUCUUUUGGCAUUUCUAGCCUACGUGCUUGUGAACGUCAUCGCUGUUUCGGCGGUAUCACCAAUUGAUGAUGAUCUUGAAAAUGAUUAUGCACUUGAAAAACGAAAUACAUGCGUAUUUAAGAGAAAUGGUGUGAUGAAAAGAACGAUGUCUAAAAAAUGUCCUUUCACUCUGGUCAAUGCGAUUUUUGAUACAAAGUGGUCUAAAACAGAAAAGGUUUCUGAUGGUCCAGUUAAAGGUCUUGUGGUCUUUGCUCAAGAUGAAUGUGGUAGAACUACCGUCACAGGUUAUUUCAGUCAUGGUUUCGAUUCGACCAAGAAAUACAAAUUCCUAAUCAUUGAUAACUGUGAAGAUGUCGUCCGUGACAUGACAAAAGGAUUGAACGUAAAAAUAAAUCAUGAUGGCAGUGUCAAGGCCUUCAGUCAUACGUAUGAUGAUAUGAACCUUGAUUGUAAUGAGGAAGGUAUUCUUAUGACGGAAGCAGAAAGUUCUAAAUCUUUAUUAAAACGUAAUUGUAAGGAUCUAUCUAAACGCGCGAAUACGGAUAAAUAUCUUCAAAUUACUGAAGAUGGCAAUAAGAAUAGUAAAGCGAAGCUUCUUUCGAAAAAGAAAUAG
Molecule: messenger RNA, 627 nt
Organism: Funneliformis geosporum
Lineage: Eukaryota; Fungi; Glomeromycota; Glomeromycetes; Glomerales; Glomeraceae
Source: the annotation of a GenBank genome assembly